GUCAAGGGUGACAUUUCUCACAGGACGGAAGUGAACGAAGACAUGUGUUAGCAUAUCUUAUGCUGCACGUCUUUAUAGUUUAGCACUGUUAUAUCUAUGUAUUAGUUCGCGGAUUAAGAAUAUAAUGGCGGCGUUGGGUUGCCGGUUUCUGUUUCAGCGGGGAACUCGGCUCAUUUUUCCGAGUGUAGCAGCUGAAAGUCCUGCUCAGUUGUUGGGUUGUAUCAGAACGGUAAAGACGACAACAUGGUCAGACGAACACCUCACAGAAGACAACCAGAAGUACAUGAGAAACAUCACAGCAGAGGAAUACAGAACACAGACAGCUGAAAAGCUUAACCCUCUCAAAGAUGAGCCAUGGCCUCGGCAUGAGUGGACAGAGGGUAGUCGAAGAGUUGGGUUAGUUGCUGUCAAGUUGGGGAUGGCUCCCAUCUGGACAAAAACAGGAGAAAGACAUUCAGUCACCAUGUUACAGGUGCAAGACUGCCAUGUUAUAAAGCACCUGUGCAAAGAAGAAUAUGAUGGACAUACUGCUGCUCUUAUUGUCGGGGGGAAAAAUGUAUCGCCAUUCCAUAGGUCUGAACAGAAAGUAGAGAUGUUCAGGGAGGCAGGAGUACCUCCAAAACAGAAAACCACCACCUUUAAAGUUUCUGAUAAUGCCAUUAUCAAGCCAGGCACUCCUCUGUAUGCAGCACAUUUCCGUCCAGGCCAGUAUGUGGACGUCACUGCCAAGUCCAUUGGUAAGGGUUUCCAAGGUGUAAUGAAGAGGUGGGGAUUUAAAGGUCAGCCAGCCAGCCAUGGUCAAACCAAAACUCAUCGCAGACCAGGAGGUUCUGGUCCAGGGGAUCCAGCCAAAGUUUUCAAGGGGAAGAAGAUGCCUGGCCAAAUGGGCAACGUUUACGUCACGGCAUACGGGCUGAAGAUAUGGAGGGUCAAUACCAAGUUUAAUGUGCUGUAUGUUCACGGUUCUGUCCCUGGUCAUAGGAACUGUGUGCUGAAGGUGAGAGACACUGUGAUGCCAAACAGGAGCUCCACUCUGCUCAACCCUCCUUUUCCCACCUACUUUACCGAAGAGGAGACCGACCUGGAUGAAGACCUGUACGACGAAAACUUGUUUGUUCACACAGAGCAAUCAUUAACACUGACCUGACCAAUGACUCCCUCAGAUGUAAUUCUUACCCGAGCAUCCUAACUAUAUCUGUACGCUAUAAUAAAGAGUAAUUCAUAAGAA
Molecule: messenger RNA, 1228 nt
Organism: Melanotaenia boesemani (Boeseman's rainbowfish)
Lineage: Eukaryota; Metazoa; Chordata; Actinopteri; Atheriniformes; Melanotaeniidae
Gene: mrpl3
Product: mitochondrial ribosomal protein L3
Exons: 10
Coding region: 125-1147 (340 amino acids)
Biological process (GO): translation
Cellular component (GO): ribosome; mitochondrial large ribosomal subunit
Molecular function (GO): structural constituent of ribosome
Source: RefSeq, a predicted model, not a curated record